This is a messenger RNA of Lactuca saligna, 420 nucleotides long. The record is from the annotation of a GenBank genome assembly. NCBI's taxonomy places the organism in Eukaryota, Viridiplantae, Streptophyta, Magnoliopsida, Asterales, Asteraceae.
AUGGCUCAUGGGCUAUCAUCACCAAAGAAACCAACAACAUCGGUAAUGCCUUUGCAGAAGGUGAUUUAUGAUAAACAACAGGACGUGAGUAUUUUGGUAAAUAAUGUGGGGGUGACCUAUCCUAUGGCUACGCUUCUUCACGAGGUUGAAGAAGAAGUUUGGAUGAAUGUGAUAGGAACGAGUUUGGUAACAAGAGUUGUGAUUGAAGGAAUAAAUGAGAGGAAAAGAGGUGUUGUUGUUAGUAUUGGUUCUGGUGUUGUCGUUGUUGUGCCAGCAAACUGUACGAGUCUGGUAACAAGAGUUGUGAUUGGAGGAAUAGUUGAGAGGAAAAGAGGUGUCAUUGUUAAUAUUGGCUCUGGUGUUGCCAUUGUUGUGCCUUCACACCAUCUCUAUGCUACUAAUGUUGCCAACAAAUUUUAA